AUGGAAAAGAAAGCAACACACGAGGCUGCGAAUAACGUGUGUGUGAAUGUCGCCGCGACCGAUCCCCACGUCGGAGGGACGCGAGUUUUCGACGACAUACCCGACACAGCUGUUGCAGAAGAUGUAGUUCGCGAUAGCACCUCUGACAAUAAAGCCAUGCAAUUUGACAAGCCUCGAGCGCCGUUGGAUCUCGACAACAAACUCGGGACGGUGCCUGAGCGUGCCCAUGGCACGAUAAAGAUGGACGUUUCGCAACAAACGCCGACCCAGGUCAAUGCAGAUCGGGACUAUGCCGAGUUUUGUGAGCCGCUACCAUCGAGCCCGACGUACGACCGGACACAAAUCAAUACCAACGAUGAACCACGGACGCUGAAUCCCGAUGACACAGGCGCCGUUGACUUUGGAAGCCUCGGUGAAUUCGCGAGGCCGUCAUCACAAGUCUCUGAGGACGAGGGGUUUGAAAACACACGCGGCGAAUGGAGAAGACCCGACGAUACGUCGCAAUUGCGAGCAAACCACGCGUCGACGCCCUAUAAGCCACCAGAUCUUCCCCCAGAGACACCCGCGCUUCCCAAGAACCCAUUUGGAUCCAAGAACAAUAGUGCUGUGCCAUUUGGUGGCACCCAACUCUUUGGCCAGACACAGAUGCUUUCGUCUGCAGCCAAGAUAGCGAGCCCAACUUCCUCCCGACCUUCACCAAGCAUCUUUCUCAACUCUAUAUCUCCAAAUAUCAUGGAGGCGUCACCCUUGAAAAAUCGAGCUAACGUUUCAUCACCUACGGAUAUUCGAACGUCUAGCCCCACGAGACUACAUGAGGUGCCUGCGACUGUACUAAAGAAUAACACUCUGAGUAUAGUCGUGGAAGAAACGCCCGCGCCAUUGAGGUCUCAAAAGGAUGAACUGAUUCCCGAGUCGCCCACAUUCAAAACAGCACGACCGUCCGUGAGUCACCAGCCCAUGGCGCAUUAUGAGCCCAUGAAUGAAUCACAAGAGCGGAAGAAGGGCAGUAGGGAUGCCAGGAAUGCCCGCCCCGUAUUAGACAGUGACUUUGAUGAAGCAUUUCAAAAGCUGGAUCGGAAGAGACGCGUUGAAAGAAAGAGAGCACAGGCUGCUGCGGAAAUGGAUAAGGUUAGCUUCAUGCGGACACAACAGAGAUUGUCUGAUGAACAGCCUGGAAAAAAGCGCCGAAAGCUAGGCACAGAGGACACGGAUGCUCAAGGUGCGAAGAACGAGGGUCAAGGCCAGCCCCUUGUGAAAGACUCACAGAAAGCUAUUACACAAUCUGCGGAGCAGCCGUCCGAGGAGUCGACAAAAGCUACGCCUGGUGUGGCCGUUGAGUCAGUAGAUGCUCAGAAGGAACUCGCAGAUGCCCAACCUGCCCCGGAACUUUCAGAUGAGGAAAUGAUUCCGGCGACUAGUCCCGUACGCUCCUCAUCAGCUAUCUACCAACGGGACACCGCGCCAUCAGCGUCUGAACCAGAGUUGCCUGUGCUGAGAGGUAGUGGGACUGAACAGGGUCAGGAUGCCAUGGAUAGCUCUUCGCUGCCACCCAUACGACAAGUGUCACAGCGGACGUAUAGCAGACGGGGGCGUGGCACUCGAACGCGAUUAGUAGUAGUGUCGCCUGCGGAAGAGACGGAGCAAGAGCCAGUCGAACCCGCCAAAGAGCCCGUAGACAGAAUGGAAGGGUCAGAAGACACAGCCAAGAAGAAGAACAAUGCGCUACCGAGUUCAUACUCAGAGCCACCGGUACCCAUGGGCACAAGAUCUCGCCGAACCGAACAAAGAACCCGGACGCCACGCAGGUCGAUAAAUGUCGACCGCAACGUCCUCACAUCUUCCAGUCUGACUAACCUAUCAGGCACACCCGUACCAUCAUCCAAGACGACACCUGGAACGCAGGACUCACACUCUCCGGACCGCCGCGAGUCUGUUCAUCUGGUGUCCCCCGAAGAUAGUGUUCGGCCCUUGCGGCGACGUGCCCAGAACGGACUCAAAUCUGAAUCCCCACAGCCAAUGACCAAGGCUAUGAGACUGUCACGGCGAUCCUUGCGGCUGGAUUCGGAUUCCACAGAUGAGCUUUGCCAUUCACCGUCUGCUACGGCCCUCGACCGGAGCACACUCUCUAAAUCAGUGCGGUCGUUUAGGACAAGCCUUGCGUCAACAUCGCGUACUCGCCGGCUCUUUGAUGGGAUGGCGUUUGCACUGUCAUUCUCAGGAAGUCAGGCACAGAGGACGAAGUUGGAGACCAAAAUCUCGCAAGCUGGUGGCAUGAUUUUGCACGAGGGUUUCCAGGAAUUGUUUGAACAGUGGACAGUAGCCCACGCCAAUUCCAUUCAGGAAGACGGCUCACCGCCAUUGCGGCUCACCAAGGCCGGCCUGGAACAUGGCUUUGCAGCUGUUAUUGCAGACUCCCACUCUCGAAAGGCCAAGUACAUGCAAGCACUAGCCCUGGGCCUACCUUGUUUGGCGCCACAAUGGGCAACUGCCUGCCUGAAAAGAGGAGUGAUUGUAGACUGGGCGCCAUAUUUGCUAUGUGCCGGGGCUUCCCAAGUCCUCGGCAACGCCAUCCGGUCACGCAUCCUAGUGCCAUACUCGGCCCUGGAUGCCAUCCUGCCCGAUACAAUAGAAGCCCGAGACAAGCUCCUACAUGGGGAGAAGCUCCUGAUUGUUAUGGAUCAUAAGAAGUCGCGGAAAGAGACCAAGCAACAGUACCUCUUCCUGGCCCUGGCCUUGAGUCCAUCCGCAGUAUCACGCGUCACGACGGCUCAACUGGCAGGAGACGCGGUUCGCCACGCAGAACUCUCCGGGUCGCCAUUUGGAUGGAUAUACGUGGAUUCAUCGACGGCAACAGUGGAGGAGGUACUGGCCGCGGCGCAAGAGUCGGGUAAGAGGAGGAGAAAAGUGGCCAGCGAGCCGGUUGGACUGGGGAUGCGUGUGCUGACUGACGAGCUCAUGAUUCAGAGUCUGAUACUGGGAAGGAUGGUGGAGCUUGGUGAGAUGGACGAGUAG
Metarhizium acridum CQMa 102 is the source of this 3012-nucleotide messenger RNA. Its product is annotated as radiation sensitive protein rad9. Gene Ontology annotation, biological process: DNA damage checkpoint signaling; positive regulation of transcription by RNA polymerase II. The record is from RefSeq and is a predicted model, not a curated record. Gene Ontology annotation, cellular component: nucleus. Gene Ontology annotation, molecular function: histone binding. Lineage: Eukaryota; Fungi; Ascomycota; Sordariomycetes; Hypocreales; Clavicipitaceae.